AUGCCUCCUGCUCAGAAGAAGUCACCAACGCGAACGUGGACCGAGAUCGCUGAAGACGCUCAAAGCUAUCGAGAUGCUACGAUAACCUCUUUGAAUCCGUCAGCACCCUGUCUCCCUUCGGUUUUGCCGAAGAACGUCCUGCAUAUGCCUGGUGAGCUGCUUGAUCAGUCUGUUUCGUCGAUCACAAAACUGCUUCCUGAGGAGCUACUCGUGUGUCUCGCGAACGGCCAGCUGUCUGCUGUACAAGUCACCACUGCUUUCCUGCAACAUGCUGCCAUAUCACAAAGCCUAUCAAACUGCCUUACGGAGCUCCUACCUACCCUUGCUCUAGAGCGAGCAAAGGAGCUCGAUGUUUACUUCCAGGAGUACAAGCGUCCAAUUGGCCCCCUGCACGGCUUACCCAUCAGCCUGAAGGAGCAUCUUGGUCUUCAAGGACUUCGGUGCACGACUGGGUACGUCUCACACUGGGACACCAUCGCUAAAGAAGAUGCGCACAUCAUCCAGGUGCUGCGAGAUGCAGGCGCCGUCUUUCAUUGCAGAACGACAGUACCGCAAACAAUGAUGCAUCUUGAGACAGACUCGAAUCUUUAUGGUGUUACCACAAACCCAUACAACCGCAACCUCACAUCUGGUGGAAGCUCCGGUGGCGAGGGCGCACUCAUCGCCCUCCGUGGCUCUUGCCUGGGCAUUGGCUCUGACGUAGGAGGCUCAAUUCGAAGCCCAGCUGCGAACUGUGGUAUCUACGGCCUAAAGCCAACAGCGUUUCGAUUACCGACCGAUGGCUGGGGUUACAUGAUGGCUGGUGCGGAUACCGUCGAGACCGUAGUCGGGCCACUCUCGACUUCGUUGCAAGGAUUGAGGAUUUUCAUGAAGACUAUAAUUGACUCAGAACCUUGGCUCGAAGAACCUGCGCUGAUACCGAUGCCCUGGCGUCCCUACACAGUACCUACCGAGCGGCCAUUGCGUAUAGGCGUGCUAUGGCACGAUGGAAUUGUGCGACCGCAUCCACCAAUUACACGUGCCUUGAAGCUCGUCACAGAUAAGUUGAAAGAACACAACAUCGAGAUCGUCGAUUUCGCGCCUCACUUACACGAUGAAGCAUGGGCAAUUUUAUCCUCGCUGUACUACCCCGACGGUGGGAAAGCCGAUUCUGAGGACAUGGCCUCUUCCGGCGAACCAUGGCGACCACUUUCCGAGUGGAUCAUCAAAGACAACCCGUGCGUUAAGAAGCUCUCAGUAGGCGAACUAGCAUACUGGUUUGAAGAGCGCGAAGCGUAUCGCAAGGAGUAUGCACUACACUGGAAGAAUCACGGCAUCGACGCAUUGCUCUGCCCUGUAGGCCCUGGCGUAGCGCCAAAACACAAUACAGCGAAAUACUGGAACUACACGAGUCAGUGGAAUCUGCUCGACUAUCCGGGGCUUGCGUUUCCUGUGUGUAGAGUCGACAAAAAUCAGGACAGUUGGAACGGUGGUGAGCGGUUGUUGGGCGAGCUUGAUGAGGUUAACAGGAAUCUUUGGGACUCUGAAGAGUUCCAUGGUGCACCUGUGGGGCUGCAGUUGGUCGGCAGACGAUUCGAGGAUGAGAAGAUCGUCGGCAUUUUUGAGCACAUCGCUGAAAAAAUCGGUUUACCUUUCGAGGUAGCCAUAUGA
Ascochyta rabiei is the source of this 1650-nucleotide messenger RNA. RefSeq names its product Amidase. The transcript has a single exon. Lineage: Eukaryota; Fungi; Ascomycota; Dothideomycetes; Pleosporales; Didymellaceae. Bases 1 to 1650 code for a protein of 549 amino acids. The record is from RefSeq and is a predicted model, not a curated record.